AUGCCGUUGCCCCCAGCCUUAGCAGCACGUCUGGCCAAAAGAGGCCUUCUGGACAAGUCGAAAAACGAAGAGGAAGUAUUCGCCGAAAGCUACGAUGGCGACGGCUCAGGUCAGAUCCCACCCAUCCUCAAGGGGAUCAGUCCUGUUCCUAUAAUCGAGAAUGGCACCCUAAUUCACGAAAUCGCUGCGUGUCCAAAUCUCACCAAUCCCUAUCACGAAUGCACCGCUUACUGUUUCGAACGUUACGGUCGCCGUACUUUCAGGGCCAGUGAUCAGCAUAUGGGUCGUCUGCGCGAUCGCAUGCUUCGUCGAUAUCCCCUCCCAAGUCACUGGCUUGAGGUGGGCGACCCUGUAACCGGCCGAUUCUACUAUUGGAAUACAGUGACUGACGAGGUCUGCUGGCUCUCUCCUCUUCAUCCCAGGGCAAUCAUCACUAAAUCUGCUAGUGUUUUGAAAGCACAGACACUGGCGGCGAAGGCGGCAGCGGCAGCGGCGUCGGCAGCUGCUCUAGCAGCGGGAGGAUUGGAUGGAGAAUUCGAAAGUGAGAAGAGGGAAGGAAAAAGGGACCGAUCGCGUUCUCCUACACCACCACCCCCGCCACCACCAGCAACCUCUCAGUCUCCUCUGCUUACAAAUAUUAUGCCACCGCCUUCUGCCCCUCCACCAUCCUAUGUUCGGCUUGGGAAAAGUAUGAGACGGGCACCGAAAUUCGAAAAGCGUCGGCGCAGCGGAGAUGGUGAUGAGCCUUUGGACCCAAUGGACCCCGCAGCCUAUUCGGACGUCCCGCGUGGUGGUUGGACGGCGGGACUGGAGGGCGUCUCGGGCUCUGCGCCUUCUGCAAAAACCGGUGCAGACGUAACCGCCUCUGGACCGCUCUUUCAGCAGCGCCCCUACCCAAGUCCUGGUGAUGUUCUGAGAGCUAACAUGAGACAGCGUCAGGAUUAG
This is a messenger RNA of Echinococcus granulosus, 945 nucleotides long. Its product is annotated as Polyglutamine-binding protein. Gene Ontology annotation, molecular function: protein binding; ribonucleoprotein complex binding. Gene Ontology annotation, biological process: alternative mRNA splicing, via spliceosome. NCBI's taxonomy places the organism in Eukaryota, Metazoa, Platyhelminthes, Cestoda, Cyclophyllidea, Taeniidae. The record is from RefSeq and is a predicted model, not a curated record. The transcript is spliced from 3 exons. Gene Ontology annotation, cellular component: nuclear body; cytoplasm. Bases 1 to 945 code for a protein of 314 amino acids.